AGUUUUGUGUGACGUCACAAGAGUCAAUCUGAGACAUUAUAAUCGUUCCAGGUUCCUCGCGUUUAAUCAGCGGUAAAUUUUAGUACGUUUUUUCCGAUUGACGUACCCAGCUGUUAGUGAAGGCAAUAAUUCAACAACAUGUCGCUUUAUAACUUUAAAAAGAUAACCGUUGUGCCGAGCUCCAAGGGUUUCAUUGAUAUCACACUAUCGAAGACGCAGAGAAAAACACCGACAGUCAUUCAUAAAAGCUACCACAUAAGUCGAAUCCGUUCGUUUUAUGUCAGAAAAGUAAAAUUCACGCAACAGAACUACCACGACCGACUUGCAACUAUACUGACAGAGUUUCCUAAACUUGAGGAUGUCCACCCUUUCUAUGCUGAUCUGAUGAAUGUCCUCUAUGAUAAAGACCAUUAUAAAUUAGCUUUGGGACAAAUCAACACUGCCAAACAUUUGAUUGACAAUGUGGGUCGAGACUACACACGUUUGAUGAAAUAUGGAGAUUCAUUAUAUCGAUGUAAGAUGCUGAAGCGAGCUGCCCUUGGUAGAAUGUGUACUAUCAUGAAACGACAAAAACAAACUUUGGAAUAUUUGGAAGAGGUUCGACAACACAUGUCAAGGUUACCAAGCAUUGACCCAAACACAAGAACAAUUCUCAUAAGUGGUUUCCCAAAUGUUGGAAAGUCAAGCUUCAUUAACAAGAUAACAAGAGCUGAAGUAGAGGUUCAGCCUUAUGCUUUCACCACUAAAUCUCUGUUUGUUGGUCACAUGGAUUACAGAUAUUUACGCUGGCAGGUGAUAGAUACACCAGGGAUCCUGGAUCAACCUCUGGAGGAUAGGAACACAAUUGAGAUGUUAUCAGUUACUGCGCUUGCUCAUUUACGCUCGGCUGUCGUUUAUGUGAUGGAUAUAUCGGAGCAAUGUGGGGAAUCCCUCGAAUCGCAACUCAGUUUGUUCAACAACAUUAGGCCUUUGUUCAACAACAAACCAUUGUUUGUGAUGGCGAAUAAGAUUGACGUUAUGAGCAAGGAUGACUUAUCGGACGAACAUAAGAAAAUAUUUGAGGAUUUGGAAACUGAAGGGAUUCCAAUAUUCUGGACCAGUACAGUAACUGGUGAAGGAAUCAUGGAAUUACGACAGGCAGCUUGUGAUAAGCUCUUGCUCCAUCGUGUGGAGACAAAAAUGAAGGGGAAAAAAGUGGAAGGUGUGAUGAACAGGUUGAGGGUUGCCAAUCCUGUGCUUAGAGAUGAAAAGGCACGGCCAGCAUUUAUUCCUGAAGCUGUGCUCAAGAAGCGCGCUGCUAUGAAGACAGUGGAGAGCGCCACCGUGUGUGAGGAUGGAUCCGUUGCCAUGGAGACUGAGGAGCGGAGGAAAACAGAGCGCGAUCUAGAAGUGGAGAUGGAUGAUGAAUAUGUGCUCGAUCUUCAGAAAUGGUGGGACCUCAAGGAUCCAAGUGAACGUCAUGACACACUUCCCGAGAUAUGGAAGGGACACAACGUGUCGGAUUACAUCGACCCUGAGAUCUUUACAAGACUUGAAAAGUUGGAGCAUGAAGAGGAACUCAAGGAGAAGGCUGGUUUCUAUGACAACGAGGAGGAAUCAGAAGACGAAGAGAUGAAAGAGAUUCGACAAAUGGCUGCAAAGAUUCGCGAGAAGAAAGCAAUUCGAUUGGCCAAUAGUCACCUUGUUAGAAAGGUUAAAAAGGCAAAACUUCCCGGAAAAACUGCAGCUGAGAAUCGAACCCCAAGCAAGAUGAUGAAUGAUCUUGGAGAGCUUGGAGUCGACCUUUCAACAAUGGAAGGGGGACACUUCCGCUCUCGUAGCAAAACCAGGAAAGCACUCAAGCGGAAACGAGAUGUUUCCAUGGAUACGACAUCUGUUGCUAGGUCAUCGUCAAGGGCUCGCAGCCAAUCGCGACCAAGGGAUGAAAGUGGUCUACGUGAUACAGCAAUGGUGCAGAAAGCUCGCAAGCUUGCCAAGAUAUCCCAGCGUAAGAUAAUCCAGAUGGGUAAGGCAGGAGAGUCAGAUCGACACAUUCCAGUUGCCAAACCUCGCCAUCUCAACACUGGAAAGCGAGGAAUUGGGAAAACACAACGUCGUUAAUCAGGAUGCAUGUUCUUUGUGGAAUAAACAGAUAUCGGUGGAUUUUGUGGUUUAAGUAAAUUAGGAUUCCAGUGAAUUUUAUUGUGAGUUCCUAUGUUGAGGCACGCUAGGUAAAGUGGAAUAAACAGAUAUCGGUGGA
Ciona intestinalis (vase tunicate) is the source of this 2239-nucleotide messenger RNA. The record is from RefSeq and is a predicted model, not a curated record. NCBI's taxonomy places the organism in Eukaryota, Metazoa, Chordata, Ascidiacea, Phlebobranchia, Cionidae.